UUGGUGGUAGUAGCGAAUCCAGUACAUCAACCAACAAGAAAAAGGAUCUCAAAGAAGACACCAAAGCUGACUGAAUUCACCAGUCAGCUGCAGCAGGAGGACGGUUAAAAGAGGAAGACCGCCAUUCCCAAAACAGCCAAGCCCCCAAAGAAGAUGGAAAUGCGUGAAGCGAGGUUAAAGGAAGUGGGAGAGAAGACCAAAACACAGCAACCAUUGUUUAAGGAAAUGCUCGCCUAAUGUCCAAGACAUCCUUGACAAAGACCACAUGACAAGGUUUUAAUAUUUCUAUUUGAAAAACACCCAGGUAUGAAGCAAGAUGGUCGAAACGAGCUAAUGAUUAUGUUGCAGUAAAGUUGAAGGCAUCGAAGGAUUAUAGUUAUAUACCCGACAUGAUGGCAUCGAUCCUGAAGACGAGAUUUGAGGAUACAUGUAUGUACAUGUAUCCAUACAAUGUGUGUCCAGCUAUAAGGGAGGACCACCCAAGACGAAUAGCUCCUAGGUUAGCUCCUAAAUCCCCACCAAAUGUUCGAGACAUCCUGGACAAACACCACAUGACAAGGUUUUAAUAUUUCUAGUUGAAAUACACCCAGGUACGAAGCAAGAUGGUCAAAAUGGGCAACGAUUACAUGUAUAUAGCAGUAAAGGAUUACAAUUAUAUAAGACAUGGUGGCAUCGAUCCUGAAGACGAGAUCCAAUGAUAUGCAGCCAUUCACCGUGCGUCCAGCUAUGAGGGAGGACGACUGUAGACUACUAGCUCCAAGAAUGAAGCUGUGAAGCUGAAGGUGGUCAAGGAUUAUGAGUAUGUUCCGGAUAUGAUGGCAUCGAUCCUGUAGAUGAGAUUCAAUGAUAUGCAGCCAUACAAUGUGCGUCCAGCUACAUUGUAUGAGGGAGGACGACCCAAGACAAAUAGCUCAUAGAGUCAUAGCUCCAAGAUUGAUGCUGUGUGUGAAGCUGAAUCAGGCUGUUUUGUACAAGCUUCUGCUUAUCAAAACAGCCUCAUACUCUACUUAAUACUUUUAUGUUUACUGUUACUUUAAUGUUAUUUUUGCUUUAAUCUGUAGUACAUGUGUAGUAAUUGUCAAUAUUUUUCAUGGAAGCAUGGAGAUAAAAAUAUACUUGAAUUGAAUUGAAUUGAAUUGAAUUGAAUUGAAUUGAGUUAUGCAAGUGUUUCAAAGUUUUAUCUGUACAUCCCGGUGAAAGGUGAUAUGCCGGUGUAUGACGUGAAGCCAGAAAACGAACCUGGUAGAGUUCGAAUUCUUCAUCGCAACCAUCUCCUUCCUUGCGAGUUUCUUGCCAAAGAUGAGCGAGAAGUACCGAAUCCCUGUACACCACAUCGCAGAGUGACACGAUCCCAACGCAGGUCUCCAAAUUCACGUGAACACAGUGACGAUAGUUCAGCAGAUGAGGACAUUCAAUUCAGUAUUCCUGAAGCACAGAAUCAACCGAUGUCACAAGACUCAUUUGCAAAUAUAUGUCCAGAAGUUGAACCUUUCAAUCCAGAGCCUCAGACGGAACCUUUCAAUCCAGAGCCGCAGAUGGAACCUUUCAAUCCAGAGCCUCAGACGGAACCUUUCAAUCCAGAGCCGCAGAUGGAACCUUUCAAUCCAGAGCCUCAGACGGAACCUUUCAAUCCAGAGCCGCAGAUGGAACCUUUCAAUCCAGAGCCGCAGAUGGAACCUUUCAAUCCAGAGCCGCAGACGGAACCUUUCAAUCCAGAGCCGCAGACGGAACCUUUCAAUCCAGAGCCUCAGACGGAACCUUUCAAUCCAGAGCCGCAGACGGAACCUUUCAAUCCAGAGCCGCAGAUGGAACCUUUCAAUCCAGAGCCGCAGAUGGAACCUUUCAAUCCAGAGCCGCAGAUGGAACCUUUCAAUCCAGAGCCGCAGAUGGAACCUUUCCAUCCAGAGCCGCAGACGGAACCUUUCCAUCCAGAGCCGCAGACGGAACCUUUCAAUCCAGAGCCUCAGAUGGAACCUUUCAAUCCAGGGCCUCAGAUGGAACCUUUCCAUCCAGAGCCGCAGAUAAAACCUUUCCAUCCAGAGCCUCAGACGGAACCUUUCAAUCCAGGGCCUCAGAUGCAACCUUUCAAUCCAGGGCCUCAGAUGGAACCUUUCAAUCCAGGGCCUCAGAUGGAACCUUUCAAUCCAGAGCCGCAGAUGGAACCUUUCCAUCCAGAGCCGCAGAUGGAACCUUUCCAUCCAGAGCUGCAGACGGAACCUUUCAAUCCUGGGCCUCAGAUGGAACCUUUCAAUCCAGGGCCUCAGAUGGAUGAUACAACCCCAGCUACUCCGGAUGAUGAUGGGCCUCAUGUUGAACCCAGCAUUGCCACAGACACUGCAGAUGCGAAAACGUACACCAAGGAUAAUUUGGAGACAGUUGAGCAUUUCGUAUCAAACCCAGAUGUGGCCGAGGAACCAGAAGAACACUUGCGUCGAACACGAAAACCCCCCACCCACUUUACAUAUGAUGUCUUGGGUGAGCCCGGAGUACACAAUGUCCAGCAUGAAGUGAUCCCUACAGGUGUUUCUCCUUUACAACCACCAUUUCAAGGACCACACAUGAGUUCUCCUUCGAUGCCUCUGCCAUCUGGUUGGACGUGGCUGCCACAGCUUCAGCGUUUUGUAUGGGUACCGCCCAUAAGUCUUCCUCCUUCAUUGGUGCACAUGUACCCUUUAGGGGCCACUGCCAGCGAGGUAGCUGUAUGUUGGACGGAUCCGAUAGAUGUAGUUGAAGUUUGAGUAAAUGGAACAAGGACAGAUGGUUACUGAGUUUUUGAUUUUGCUGGCCAGCACCCGAGUUGAAGUGAUGUGAGCAGUGUCAUUCGUUCUGGGAUUGUUUGCCCAAGUUGGACGCCGAAGACUACUUCAUAGAGACUUUAGAAGCUCAGCAUAAGAGACACUUGUUCCAGAAGUUGAAUGUAAACUUUAGGCAACACAAGUUGUUGAACAUCUCAGUCAGUAUUUUGAUGACUAGUUUGUCUGAUCAGGAGGUUUAGAUUUUCUGGAAUUAGCUACUCUAGAAUCCCUGGCCCCGAUAUUCAUUUCGUGUUUGGGAAACACCUACUGAAUAGCAAAUGUUUUUUUGCAUGACUGAGUCUGUUAUCCGUCCCACUGGUUCACAGAUACGGUACUCAUUUUUUUUAGAAAAAAGUUUGGCAAUGUUUUAAAUUUGUUGAUCUGGUUUUGAAAAGUUUCAAUGCUAACGGAAAUGUUGAGGACAACAUUUGUUUUUCCAGGGGAGAAUGUAGGGACCUUUGAAAGAUCAGGUAAAAGUAAGUGUAUAAAAAUAGAUUUAGCCCCCCUAUCAAAUUUUUGUUAAACAGCCUUUCAUUAGUGAUUUUUAGCUGUUCCAUGCCAUGCAUAGUAAAUAUAACACCCAUUACAGAACCAGCAUGAAACAGCAGUUGGGCAUACUGGAAACCAUGUGCAGGGACCAUGUGAGUUUUGGUGCUGUGUGACCUUCAUGUCAUUCUGUGGAUGACUGGAGAAUUCAAGUAUUGACUAAAACUUGUUGAGCAGCAAACUCAUUUCUGUGUCUGUUUUCCUUUCAUUCCAGACAAAUUUAAUGUGAUUCUUCACUGUUUGAAAUCAACCUAACAUUGAGGUGUAACAUAUCUAUACACUGUGUGUCCAGCUUUGAGGGAGGAUGACCCAAAACGAAUAGCUCAUAGAUUAGCUCCUAAAUCCUCACCAAAUGUUCAAGACAUCCUGACAAAAACCUCAUGACAAGGUUUUAAUAUUUCUAUUUGAAAUACACCCUGGUACGAAGCAAGAUGGUCGAAACGAGCCAAUGAUUAUGUUGCAGUAAAGUUGAAGGAAUCAAAGGAUUAUAAUUAUAUACCCGACAUGAUGGCAUCGAUCCUGAAGACGAGAUUUGAGGAUACAUGUAUGUAUCCAUACAAUGUGUGUCCAGCUAUGAGGGAGGACGACCCAAGGCAUUAAUUCACUGCUGUGUGAGCCAUCAUAUUUAAAAUGCUUCAAAGAUGUGCAGGAAGUACUACGCGAGGCAAUGUAAUAGGUAGGCUUGCUUCUAACAUCAAGCAGUUUGAGUGAGAUCGAUGAAACUGUGGAAUCUUUGACAACACUAACAUAUUAUUCUAAAGUAAUGUAACAACUGAAUUUAUGAGAAAUUAUAUAGACUGUAUGGCCAAAUAUACAAGACAUGUAUGUUGUGUCAUCUCUCAAUGUCUCCAAAUAUUUUUUGGCUUUGUUUGCUUGCUUGUUUGUUUGUCUAAUUGUUUGUUUGCACACUUGUAUAAUACACAAUUCUACUCUGUCUUUAAUUUCACAAUUGUUUUGCCAAUAAAGUGAUUUCCACGGUAUCCAUAUAUACUCUUUGAUCAUUCUUAAAAGACAAAAAGCCGACUUGAAGCAGCCACCCCUGAAUCCAGCAAGAACCCAUAAGCCAACCCCAUAAGAGUCGAGCGACCAGCCAGAUGGUUACUUGUUUCUGGUGCAGAUGUAUCUGCCCAGAUGACAGUGGCUUCUUGGACCAUUUCCAUUCAAAACAUAACACAAAGAAGACAAAAAGCCGACGUGAAGCAGCCACCCCUGAAUCCAGCAAGAACCCUAAGCCAACCCCAUAAGAGUCGAGCGACCAGCCAGAUGGUUACUGGUUUCUGGUACAGAUGUAUUUGCCCAGAUGACAGUGGCACCAUUUCUAUUCAACGAAGAAGGUGAGUCAGGUGAAAAUAGUAGUUAGGCUUGUUGUUCAAUAACAUAUCCCAAAGCAUCGAUGUACAUGGGGAGGGUUCUUGUAUAAGAGAUUUUGCCUUUGUAACGCCUGGAACCAUCACAUUUUGGAUGAAGGAGAGGAGACCCUUUGAGGAAGCCAUUAUAUGAACAAAAUCUUUAAGAUGUGCAGGAAGUACUUCACAAUUGUCGCACAGUUCAACCAAAGAUAAUGACGUAAAGACGACAAUAGUUGAUUGCUAUGCAAGCCAUCAUAUGAAAAAUGCUUCAAAGAUGUGCAGGAAGUACUACAAGCAAAAUUUCCGCGAGCGAUGUAAUACUAGGUAGGCUUGCUUCUAACAUCAAGCAGUUAGAGUGAGAUCGAUGAAACUGUGGAAUCUUUGACAAUACUAACACAUUCUAAAGUAACAACUGAACAUGUGAGAACUCAUUACAUAAGUUAAAAUGUAAAUUUGACAGGGGCAAAAGAGGAGAUUCCUUGUGAUAGUCAUGCAUUUACAAGUAGAUCCUUCUUUUUAAUGUGUGUCGAUGUUUUGCAAUAAAUGGAACCUAAAUUGUCCCAAUUGUAAAGAAAAGAAAAAAAAAAAAAAAAAAAAAAAGGAAUACAAACAUGGUCUACAACUCAUCUCUGCCCAUUGGGUAAUAUCCGGCUCUGAAGAAAUCGAAAGAAAGCUUUUUGUUAAAGUGUACCACAUACUGACGACGAGUGGCAAUCAACAGUUUACGAUACGCAGAGAUCAAAAUUUGAUUUAACCUAAACACCAGACUAAAGACACCAAUUAAAGAAAAUUUUACAUGGCCAACGCAAGACUGACAAUGCUGUGAAGAUCGACCUAGGAAUUCCUAAGAACUUAUUCCAGGACGUUGCCUCCCUUGGAUCCAAGAGCAAGGGUUCUUGUAUAACCCUUCAGUCAACAGCCGACUUAAACUGCUUGCUUGGCGAAGGCUGCAAUUGGAGAGUGUUUAAUUCCAUGGGAACUUUUGCCUUUGAACCAUGACAUUUUGGAUGAAGGAGAGGAUCGAAGACCCUUUGAGGAAGCCAUCAUAUGAAAAAUGCUUCCAAGAUGUGCAGGAAAUACUACAGAUUUGUCACACAGCUCGGCAAAAGAUAAUGACUUAUAAAAGACAAUAGUUCACUGCUGUGCAAGCCAUCAUAUGAAAAAUGCUUCAAAGAUGCGACGCACAUGUCAAUGGAUUUCCGUCAUUGCAGAUGUUCAACAGCCCAUUCUAGGCGCCGAUUUCCACCGACAUUUCAACUUGAUGGUCGACAUGCGACAUUGCCGACUACUUGAUGCAACGACAAAUUCUGUAGUCAACGGCAUUGCAUCCAAGGCACAAUCGGUAAGUCCCAUGUUCGCUCAAAUUGACUCAUGCUCCCCAUAUUAUCUACUAUUGCCCAAUUUUCCGACCAUCACGCAACCUUCCUAUGCGGAAAGAGCCAUUAAGCAUGACGUUACGCACCACAUUGACACUAAGGGACCCCCCACAUCAGCCCGUGCUCGUCGCCUUGCACCGGACCGACUCACCAUCGCUAAACGCGAAUUCGAACAUAUGCUACAACUUGGUGUAGUCCGCCCCUCCAAAAGCAAUUGGGCAUCUCCAUUUCACAUGGUUCCUAAAAAGACCACCGGUGAUCUGUUUGGGAAGGGGUCUGUUAGUGACUGUAGAAGUCAAAGAUGAAGAUUGGCAGCUCGCUGAAGUACAUGUAGUGACAACUGCACGGUUGAAAAAAAAAAUUUUAAGACUUAAAUACUUGAAGUCGAGUUGACAAGGAUUGUCAUGCUACUUCUAGCAAUUGAGAGUGGUAAAAUCAAUCAGCAAGAUUGUCUGCUUAAACGGCUCUAUUGGGCCCUGUAAAACCAUUUGAUAUCAGGUUUUUUUCAUUCCUGUCCUUCUGACUACACCAUGCAAAGCUUCAAAUCCAAACACUUCUCAACUGAUAAAUAUCCAGCUGAAAAAUCUUAAUUGGCUAAGUAAUAUAAACUAACCGCAAUGCGAGGGCACUAGACCAAAUUUCUGUAAUCUACUAUGAUUUUAAAAAUAAUGUACAAUUUGCAAACUUUCCUUAAGGUUAUAAACAAAUUGUCUUGAGGAAUAUUUCUGUUAAAAUAUUGACAUAAUACUUACCCCCCCCCCAACCAUUCACUUUCUAUUUGAAUUUACCAAAACAAAAUGAUAUUUCUGUUUG
This is a messenger RNA of Asterias rubens (European starfish), 6879 nucleotides long. Its product is annotated as sporozoite surface protein 2-like. The transcript is spliced from 2 exons. The coding region runs from base 1206 to 2738 and encodes 510 amino acids. NCBI's taxonomy places the organism in Eukaryota, Metazoa, Echinodermata, Asteroidea, Forcipulatida, Asteriidae. The record is from RefSeq and is a predicted model, not a curated record.